This is a messenger RNA of Rotaria sp. Silwood2, 1545 nucleotides long. The record is from the annotation of a GenBank genome assembly. Lineage: Eukaryota; Metazoa; Rotifera; Eurotatoria; Philodinida; Philodinidae.
AUGUUAAUCAAGGACUUACCAGCAUUACGCAACUGGCUUGUUACAACACUUGAACCAUUGUGUGGUGCUGAACCAAUAGGUCUUGCUAAUGAUAUUUUAAGACUUUUUACUAGAGGUGGAUCAUUUAAAAUACUUCGUAGAAGUUGUAUUCGUCGUCUUAAAAAUAUUUUAAAUGAAUCAACUGUCAAUUUUGUUGAUCAAUUAUUUGAUAAUAUUGAAAAUGGACAAUAUAUAUCUGAAAAAGAAAAAGAAAAUAUUCCACCAAAACCAAUUAAAAAUACAACUAAAAUAUUUGAACAACAAGAAAAUAAUCGUGAAAUUCAAUCGAUAUCAAAAUCAACAACAUCUCCAUUUACGACUAUAAAUAGAUCAAUAAAAAGAACAUAUUCUUCUAUGUCUGAAAAUUCAUCAUCAACUAAACGUAUUCAAUAUUCUUAUUCUCAUUUAUCAACAGAUCCAGUAUCAUUAUCAAAUACACAUAUUAUUAGAAAGUGCACGACUUGCUUUGAAGAUCUACCUAACGAAAUUCUAUAUGAUAUGUUCGAGUAUAUUGAUAUAUAUGAUGUUUAUCAAAUUUUUUUCAAUGUUAAUCUAAGAUUUCAACGUUUAUUAAUUGAUUCAUCUGUUCCAAUUCAAAUUGUCAUAACAAAUUUAUCAAUACCAAAUGUUGAACUUUAUUAUAAAAAUUUUCUUCUUCCUAAUAAACACCGAAUCAAUCGUAUUCAUGUAUCAAAUCCAUUUAUAGUUCAUACAUUUUUUUUACCAUCAUAUGGUAUUUCAAAAUUUAGUAAAAUUGAAAUAUUACGUGUUUAUGAUAUUAAAUCAAUAUAUAUUAAAAAUAUUCUUGAUUUUUUAAUGGAUUUACCAGAAUUAUAUUCAUUAACUAUAAAUGUUAUUGAUAAUAUAGAUGAUGUAAAUAUAUUCUAUAUUAAAAUAUUUGGAUUAUCAAAAUUAACAUUUUGUCAAGUUGAAUAUAAAUCAAUCCCAAACAAAACAAAUACAAAUUACUUGGUUAUAGAUGCAACAAUUUUUAGUCCGUUACAACAGUUAAUUAUUAAUGCUGAUUUUCCAACAAAUUCAUUAGAUAUUUUAUUUUCGUACUUGCCUCAAAUUCGUCGUUUAUCAAUUGAUAGACUUACACCAUCAACAACAAAAGAAAUAAAACCAAUUAUUAUGCCUCAUUUAAAACAUGUUACACUGAAAUUGAACAACAUCAAGUUCAAUGAAUUUGAACAAAUAAUGAAGAAUUUUUUUGAAAAUAUUCAAAUCUUAUCAAUCAAUACAAAUAAUGAUCAAGAUUAUAUUCAAGCAACUAAAUGGGAACAAUUAAUCAUAAAUCAUAUACCAGAUUUAAGUAUAUUUAGUUUAUAUUAUGAUGGAAUUGAUAGUACCACAUCUAUUCAUAAUCAUUUUCAAUUAAAUGAAUUAGUUGAAAAUUUUAAUUCAACGUUUUGGAUUGAAAGAAAAUGGUUUUUCAAUUACCAAUAUGUUAAUGAAGAAUCAUCAGAUGGUGGUAUUGUUUAUACAAUUGAUCCAUAUAGGUAA